Molecule: messenger RNA, 4569 nt
Organism: Bufo gargarizans (Asiatic toad)
Lineage: Eukaryota; Metazoa; Chordata; Amphibia; Anura; Bufonidae
Gene: SBF2
Product: SET binding factor 2
Exons: 30
Coding region: 99-4235 (1378 amino acids)
Biological process (GO): regulation of Rab protein signal transduction
Cellular component (GO): cytoplasmic vesicle
Source: RefSeq, a predicted model, not a curated record
CGCAUUGAACAGUAGGGUACUGUGCCCCUCAAACAUGGCCGUGCUGCUGCGGCCAAGAUGCUGAGAUUUUCCGUGGGAAGGGAGGAUUGCGGGCAGCCAUGGCGAGGCUGGCGGACUACUUCAUAGUGGUGGGAUACGACCAUGAGAAGACAGGAUCUGGCGAGGGUUACGGUAAAAUCAUCCAGCGCUUCCCGCUGACGGACUGGAGCGACACGCCGUUCCCACAAGGAGUAGAACUGUUUUGUCAGCCGGCGGGAUGGCAGCUUUCACGCGAGCGGAAACAACCCACAUUCUUCGUUGUCGUCUUAACGGAUAUCGACUCGGACCGCCAUUAUUGCUCUUGUCUGACGUUCUACGAGGCGGAGAUCAACCUGCAGGGCACAAAGCGCGAUCACAUCGAUGGCGACGAGGAGGAUUCCGGUUUAAUUCAACCUGCACAAGUGUUUGCUCCAAAAAGUUUGGUGCUGGUGUCCAGACUAGACUAUCCAGAGAUCUUCAGGGCUUGCCUCGGCUUAAUCUAUUCCGUCUAUGUGGACAGUCUGAACGUGUCCCUGGAGAACCUGGUGGCCAACCUGGUGACCUGUAUCAUCCCAUCAGCCGGAGGCUCGCAGAAACUGUUCUCUCUGGGAGCCGGGGACCGGCAGCUGGUUCAGACGCCUCUGUGCGACAGCCUGCCAGUGACGGGCACCAGCGUGGCACUGCUCUUCCAGCAACUAGGAAUCCAGAACGUUCUCAGCCUCCUCUGCGCGGUGCUGACCGAAAACAAAGUCCUGUUUCAUUCCUCCAGUUUCCAGCGACUCAGCGACGCCUGCCGAGCGCUCGAGGCUCUAAUGUACCCCUUAAAGUAUAGCUACCCCUACAUCCCCAUCCUCCCGGCGCAGCUCCUCGAGGUCCUCAGCUCCCCCACUCCGUUUAUUAUCGGGGUUCAUUCCGUCUUCUGCUCUGAGCUCCAUGAUCUGCUGGAUGUGAUCAUCGCCGACCUGGACGGAGGGACCAUAAAGAUUCCUGAAUGUAUUCACCUGUCACAGCUGCCGGAACCUCUGCUCCACCAGACGCAGACCGCCCUGUCACUGGUUCUUCAUCCGGAUCUUGAAGUGGCAGAUUUCGCCUUCCCGCCGCUGCGCACCUCUUUGUCCCACAUUAAAAUGCUGGAUAAAGAAGUGCGCGCCGUCUUCCUCAGAUUGUUCGCCCAGAUAUUUCAGGGAUACCGCUCCUGCCUUCAGCUCAUCAGGAUACACGCCGAGCCGGUCAUACACUUCCACAAGGCCGCCUUCCUGGGACAGCGUGGGUUAAUAGAGAACGAUUUCCUCACUAAAGUGCUGAGCGGGAUGGCGUUUGCUGGCUUUGUCUCGGAGCGAGGUCCUCCGUACCGCGCCUGCGAUCUGUUCGAUGAGCUGGUUUCCUUUGAAGUGGAAAGAAUUAAAGAAGAAGAAAGCUGCGACGCUCAGGAGACGCUCAGAUGGGUGAAGGAGCUCGCGGAGCCGCUCUUCAAAAACGAAAACCCCAACCCCCACAUGGCGUUCCAGAAGGUCCCAAAGCCCACGGAGGGAUCCCACCUGCGCGUCCACAUUCUGCCCUUCCCCAAAAUCAACGACCUCAAAGUCCAGGAGCUCAUACAAGAAGGAGUCCAUAAGAACCAGAACUCCACACUGGCGGCGCGGCUGGAGAAGAAGUGCAUCGUUCCUGCGGGUUCUCCGGUCGUUUCCAUAGUGAACAAGUCCAGCACUGUAUUCAACAGCGCCCGAAGGCUGGAAGUUGUGCGAAACUGCAUCUCGUAUGUGUUUGAGAACAAAACACUGGAAACAGAAAAGACGCUGCCGGCCGCACUCCGCGCUCUGAAGGGGAAAGCUGCGAGACAGUGUCUGGCGGAGGAGCUCGGCCACCACGUGAAGGAGAACAGAACCAUCCUCAACCAUCAGCAGUUCGAUUACAUAAUCCGAAUGAUGAACUGCACGCUACAGGACUGCUCCAGCUUGGAGGAAUAUCACAUCGCGGCGCAGCUUCUGCCUCUGGCCACCGCCUUCUGUAGGAAAUUGUCGGCAGGUGUCAGCCAGUUUGCGUACACCUGUAUCCAGGACCACACCAUAUGGGCCAACCAGCAGUUCUGGGAGACCACGUUCUACGAUGACGUCCAGAGCCAAGUGCGGUCUCUGUACCUGAACGCGAAGGACGGAAACCAAGGAACGGCGUCGGCGCCAAAGGAGAACGGUGUGGACAUCUUGGGGCAGGAGAACACGGUCAUGGACCUGGCCGCCGAGCAGCUACGUCUGUGGCCUGCCCUCAGCAAGCAGCAGCAGCAGGAGCUGGUCCAGAGCGAGGAGAGCACGGUGUUCAGCCAAGCCAUACACUUUUCCAAUCUCAUGGUCUAUCUCCUGGUACCGCUGGACACCAGCAAGAACAAACUACUGCGGACAUCAGCCGCCGGCGACUGGGAGAGCGGGAGCAACAGCAUUGUCACCAAUAGCAUUGCUGGCAGUGUUGCUGAGAGCUAUGACACGGAGAGCGGUUUCGAGGACUCUGAGAAUGAUAUCGCCAAUUCCGUGGUGCGGUUCAUCACGCGGUUUAUUGACAAGGUCUGCACGGAGAGCGGAGUGACGCAGGAGCACAUCAAGAGCCUGCACUGCAUGAUCCCAGGUAUUGUCGCCAUGCACAUUGAAGCGCUGGAGGCCGUACAUCGGGAGAGUAGACGACUCCCUCCAAUCAAGAAGCCGAAAAUCCUGAGACCAGCCCUACUGCCGGGAGAGGAGUUCGUCUGCGAGGCUCUACGCGUCUUACUGGACCCCGACGGAAGGGAAGAAGCCACCGGAGGGAUUCUUGGAGGACCCCACAUCCUGCCUGCAGAGGGCGCCCUGUUUCUGACCACAUAUCGAAUCAUUUUCAAAGGCACGCCUCAUGACCCCCUAGUCGGGGAGCAGAACGUCAUCCGCAGCGUUCCCAUCUCUUCCAUCACCAAGGAGAAGAAGAUCAACGUCCAGAACCAUCUGCAGCAGAACAUGCAGGAGGGGCUGCAGAUCCGCUCGGCCACACUGCAGUUGAUCAGGGUGGCCUUCGAUGAAGAGGUCAGCCCCGAGAUGGUCGACCUGUUUAAGAAGCAGCUGAUGAAGUUCCGCUAUCCGGUGUCCAUCUUCAGCACUUUCGCCUUUGCAGCGGGGCAGGCGGCUCCACCCAUCAUCUUACCAAAGCAAAAGGAAAAAAACACCUCGUUCAGGACUCUCUCCAAAACAAUUGUCAAAGGGGCGAAACGGGCAGGAAAAAUGACCAUCGGGCGCCCCUACGUGGCCAAAAAGAAAACUGGAACAAUAUUAGAGGAACGGGGGAGCCGAAACGAGGACGAUGACAUCUCAGUUUCCGAUGAUAACGAGCUGCCGAGCGCAACGCUGAAAGCGACGGAGAAGUCAACGAUGGAGCAGCUGGUGGAGCGCGCCUGUUUCCGGGAUUACCAGCGCCUGGCACUGGGCACCAUCAGUAACAGCUCCACACGGCUGAAGUCUGAGCAUUUCCGCGUCACCGCCAUGAACAGGAUGCACUCCCUGUGCAGGAGUUACCCCGGGCUCCUGGUCGUGCCGCAGGCGGUUCAGGACAGCAGCUUGCAGAGGGUCGCCCGAUGUUACCGCCACAACAGGCUUCCCGUCGUCUCCUGGAAAAACUCCAAAACAAACGCCAUUUUACUCCGCUCCGGGGGCUUCCACGGGAAAACCGUCGUUGGUCUCUUUAAAUCCCAGAAUACACACACAGCCGCUCCAGCCUCUUCCCUCGAGUCGUCCAGCAGCAUCGAGCAGGAGAAGUACCUGCAGGCCCUGCUGAACGCCAUCUCUGUGCACUACAAGGGGAACGGCGGCGGCACCCUCACCGCAAGGCCCACACUGGCCCUGUCACCAGGCAGCGCCAGAAAGAGCUCCAGAAUGGGCGGAGGGGUUAAGCAUGUUGUGCCAGGACACUUGGAUGGCAGUCCGUCCAAUAGCUUUACCCGCGGAGGUGUUUGGGCAAGUCUGCGCUCCAGCAAUCGCCUUAUCACCACCCAAACGCCUCUGGUCGAUGUUGGCGCUCGUCUUGCAGGAAAAGACCACACUUCAUCUUACACGGACCAUACCACCCUGCAAAACCAGCUGUUAAAGCGCCAGGCUGCCCUGUAUAUCUUUGGAGAGAAAUCUCAGUUAAGGGUAAGUACAGUCGGUGCUGCCGCUGCGCCAGCUGCUCGAUCCGCCACUCUGAUGCCAGGAGUCAUUUUCACUUAGUAAAAUUGUUAUUUUGUAUAUAAACCUUCUUUGUUUUGCCUGCAGUGUAAAGAAUGGGGGUUAUCACUAUUAUUGAUUUCCAUGCUCUCCUAUCUAGCUGAGCUGUAGGGCCUCGCGCUCCCGGGACUAGACGUUAUCAGCACAUUACCCGCAUAGCGGCGCCUAUCAGCGCUCCGCUUACCAUUGGCCUUCUCUGGAAUAUACAGCUUGAUGAUCCCACGACCCUUAUGCUUAACCCGCCGUGCCUGCAGGACAUUGCUCCUCGUGCGACAUUCUUCUCCCUAUCACUUUUUGGGUCUCGGUCCAAGAACAUCAGCGGCAGAAAUUCCUGAAA